ACGCAGGGCAUGGCGGUGUGAACCAGCUCGGCGGGGUGUUCGUGAACGGCAGACCCCUCCCGGACGUGGUGCGGCAGCGGAUCGUGGAGCUGGCCCACCAGGGCGUCCGGCCCUGCGACAUCUCCAGACAGCUACGGGUCAGUCACGGCUGUGUCAGCAAAAUCCUCGGCAGGUACUAUGAAACCGGCAGUAUUAAACCCGGAGUCAUCGGUGGCUCCAAACCAAAGGUCGCAACUCCGAAGGUGGUGGAUAAAAUAGCAGAUUACAAGCGCCAGAACCCGACCAUGUUCGCCUGGGAGAUCAGGGACCGGCUACUGGCUGAGGGCGUCUGCGACAACGACACGGUCCCCAGCGUCUCCUCCAUCAACAGGAUUAUCCGCACCAAAGUCCAGCAGCAAUUCCACCCGUCCCCCGACGGAUCUGUUACGCCGCUCUCCACGCCCGGCCACACCAUAGUGCCCAGCACAGCCUCCCCCCCUGUGUCCAGCGCCUCCAACGAUCCCGUAGGAUCCUACUCCAUCAACGGCAUUCUGGGUAUCCCCCGCUCCAACGGCGAGAAGAGGAAACGAGACGAAGUUCUCUGGAGUGGCAACCACAUGGAUGGAAGGAAAAUCGGACAUUAUGGCUCUGAUGGCUCAGGCCCCGGCAGCGACUCUCAGGGCAGCGUUGAGAGUUUAAGGAAGCAUCUGCGAGCGGACGCCUUCACCCAGCAGCAGCUGGAGGCCCUGGACCGUGUGUUUGAACGUCCAUCUUACCCUGAUGUCUUUCCCACUUCAGAACACAUCAAACCUGAGCAGGCAAAUGAGUACUCUCUCCCGUCCCUGAACGCUGGCCUGGAAGACGUGAAGCCAAGCCUCUCCACCAGCGCCAGCUCCGACCUCGCCUCCAGUGUGUCCCAGAGCUACUCUGUUGUGACAGACUCUCACCCAUCAUAUCCACCUUCCAUGUGUCUAAAGCGGGAGCCCCAUGAGGCAUCCUUUGCCCCGUUCACCCCCUCCUCUGUUGGGUACUCUGCUCUAGCUGACAUCUUGCCCCACCAGUCCAGCCUCUCUGUAGAUGUGUCUACUCCCAGCUACCCUGCCCAUGCCCAUGGGCCCUGCUACAGCCUGUAUGCCAGCCAGCCCUUUAUAGCAGGUCGAGACAUGGCCAGCACCACCUUACCUGGCUACCCGCCUCAUGUCCCCCCCACAGGACAAGGCAGCUACCCCACCUCCACACUUGCUGGAAUGGUUCCUGGAGGGGACUUUUCCGGGAACCCUUACUCUCAUCCACAGUACACCACUUACAAUGAAGCAUGGCGGUUCAGCAAUCCAGCAUUACUAAUGCCGCAUCUCGUGGCUCGGCACCUCCCACUGCUGCCAGUGCCUACGACCGCCACUAGUUACCACGGGGAGCAGCUCAAACUGCAGGGCCAGGGCUUCGGCCUCCAUAUUGUCCCCGUCUGAGAAACACUGCGGUCAAGGAAAAGCGAGGCGGAGUCCUAAAGGAAAACCCCCCCGUGAUGUUUUGUGAUGAGGAGAGAGGAUCAGCGAGGUCGAUGCCGGCGCAUCUCGCCCCAAGCUUCAGCGUUACACACUUUGGGCCAAAAAAAGGGGCCCGCGGGGGCGUUCAGAACUCACCCAUCACGCCCUCACUCUCUCACAGACCUGAAUAUUUCCAGAAUGACUUUAAGAGAUUAUAUAAAUAUAUAUAUUAUAAAAUAUAAAUUGAAGAAAAACAGUGUGAAGAAUACCAUGUGGAAAAAACAAUGUUGUGGGUUUUUAUUUUUUUGUUUCUUUGUUGCUGUUGUUGUUGUUAUUUUAUUCAUGGAUCCUCACAUUCCUUUACGUAAUGAACUGCAGUAUUUUUCUGCUCUAAAGAGAGAAGUCCAGGGGAGAUGACAAUGGUCCCAUAGCUUGACGAUGCAGCGACUUGAACCAGUGUUGUGGGGCCCCUCUGACACUUAAUGAGACCCUGGCUCCACAAUGUAGGGCAGGCUUUACUCUGGUGCUUUUGACGACAUCUUCUGCUCCCAUUUUCUCCACCUACAGUACGUUAUCAGAUAAACACAGCAUGUCCUACAACGUUUACUGACCCUGUACAGACCACUGGCAACAUCACGCUCCCUGUGGCACACAAUCAGAUGUAAAAAUGUAAAUCAUUUUUUCAAAGUAUUAAAACGGCGGUGACCAUGGACUAAAAAAAAACAAUGGUCUUGCGAGAAUUUUUCAAUACUUUGGAUUAUUUUGUCUGUCACUAUUUUUUAAUGUACAAAAAAGGUAUCAAAGAUUUUUCAGAGCAGUCGUUCUCAUUUCCCUCAUUUUGCAGUCAUGUCCAUGUCCACGCAUGAUUCGCUCUUUUUUUUGCACUAUAGCCUCAGCUUAUUGGAUUCCUUUGGAACAGUCACACACAUUUAAGUUGAAUUAGCUUUCCGUUUGAAAUAUUAAGGCACAACAGACAGUUUUUGUCUUUUACAGAAUAAAAGUGAUGCUUUCAAUUUCCCGAAGUCAUUGUGAACCACCGCUCUUUGGCGGCAUGAAAAAAUCCUUUGAAUUCUCCUUGGUCUUACUUCAUUCAUACCACUAGAUGCCUACACAGUUUAGAAAGCUGUGCGCAGUUGAGCGAGCCAAUUGUACAUGAGCUUCAACAAUUGCCUUACAACCCAGUUUUUUCAACUUAAAUUCAUGCCUGUUCAAUGGAAUUAACUGCCUUUUCAAACACAUAUCCACCGGCCUCCUCGAGUUACCUUCAACUCUCCAUAGGGACAGAGAGAAAAUACUGAUUCAGUUUGCUUUUCGUUUGUUUUUGUUUUUUUGAAAAUAUUUUGUGAAUGUACUUUUAACUACAUUUGCCAAAGACUUAGUUUGAUAUUUAAUAUUUUAUUUACAGUAUAUGUAUGCAUAAGUAAAACAGUAUUAUCUUCUGAAUAAGUAGUCAACACUGAACAUGUAUGUCGUGACUCUUCAACAGGCGAACAACAUGAUGCAUAUGACUGUAAUGACAACGGUGAAAUUCAGUGACUCAAUAUUCCAACAGUUGCAACAAAAUGCUGCUUUGUAGAAUGAUUUGUGAAUAAUGUGAAGACAAUUCUUCUCUGUAAAUAAUAUCACACACACACACACACACACACACACACACACACACACACACACACACCAUUGCAGUAUCAUACUAAUGUACUGGCUCCCUUUGUAGAUAUACAGACUGAAAAAAACAUGCAUUACAUUUGUGUCUUAAUGUAAUGUUGCGCUCAGAUGAAACGCGCAACUACUAUUUAACCUGUGGCUACGUCAGUAGCAGGUUUCAGAUUCUAACAUCACUUAGACUGUCUUUGUCAUUUUAUUUUAUUUUCAUGAUGUUGUCAUGAUGAUGUUUUAUGUCACUAUGCAAUGAGUUAAAUGGCUUUCUGUAUCAUCUUUUGUCGUUGGGCUCUGAACAAGUACUCCCUGUGAAAAACAGCAUAAACGUUAAGAGGUACAAACGACCUUCAGUGUGAAAUGGUUCCUCUCUAAUUUCACAAAUUCCCUUGAAUCACGAUGUGAUCAAACUAAAGUCCUUGGCAACAAUCAAAGAUAUUGUCCUGUUUGCUGUUAGUAGAUGUUGUGAUCAUUAUGUUAAUUCAAAUAACAGUCAUCUGUGCUCCCAUGUAUAGAAAAACAUCCACGCUUAUUCCCUAGUCACCCAUUGUUCCUCCCUCCCCCCACUCUACUCUUUUUCUCAAACGCCAAUACAACACAUCUCUGUAGCUCAAGGCGUCCGAGAUGAAGUUUACUUUAAUUCUACACAGGCAAACACAUCCUCUGGUACCAGGCUUAACUGUCAUUGCGGAGGGAACCAGAGAAACAGAGAAAGAGACUGUGGCCCUGCUCCUCAGGAGAAGCUAUCCUCUACAAAUUGCACACGGGAUUUGCCUAUUUCUGUCUACAUGUAGCUCGACACAUCUGAAGAUGAAACACUGGCACAGAGUGCACGCCACGUCAUUCAGGCUAAGUCAUUGCUUUAGGAAGCGGAGCACCUCUGAGGGGAUGGGUCUUCUGCUGUAGUAAAGAUGAUACAGGAGAUGUGUCAUGGACAUAAAAAGGAUUUCUGAUGAAAAUCUAUACAGAAAGCCUUGUGGCCUCAAUCAUUGUUCUGUUUCAGUUCUGUUCCAAUUCUUUUUGUGCACAUGAGAAAUAAAUUCUUUUAUAUGUCA
This is a messenger RNA of Hippoglossus stenolepis (Pacific halibut), 4171 nucleotides long. It is a transcript of the gene pax2a, whose product is annotated as paired box 2a. The record is from RefSeq and is a predicted model, not a curated record. NCBI's taxonomy places the organism in Eukaryota, Metazoa, Chordata, Actinopteri, Pleuronectiformes, Pleuronectidae. Bases 285 to 1445 code for a protein of 386 amino acids. Gene Ontology annotation, molecular function: DNA-binding transcription factor activity, RNA polymerase II-specific; RNA polymerase II cis-regulatory region sequence-specific DNA binding. Gene Ontology annotation, biological process: anatomical structure development; regulation of transcription by RNA polymerase II. The transcript is spliced from 11 exons.